AUGGCAUCUGAUGAAAAGCAACCUUCUGGUCUGAAAAGAAAGGGCAAAAAACAAUCUGAUCAAAAAUCAAGUGAUAGUAGUAAGGAAGAAAUGGAAAGUUUUAUGAAAAAGGUAUGUAAUCGUCUUGAAAAAAUGCACGUAAUUUCACGUUUACUGGAAGAACCGGAAGAGCAGACGCAAAGUAGUAGCGAAUCACGUCGUAAACCAAAGAAGUCACGAGUAUUCUCUAACAAUGUUUAUGAAUUUUUCUGCGAUCAACCAUCAACAAGUAAGCAAUCAGAGCCAAAAUCACCAUCAAAAAGCAAGCAAUCAGAGCAAAAAUCACAAUCAAAAAGUAAGCAACUAGAGCAAAAAUCACCAUCAAAAAAGAAGCAAUCCAAGAAUGAACCUUCAAGUAGCGCAGAUCAGAAAGCUAAAAAUGUAAUAGCUGAAGAGAUUGAUGUUAUUGAUUUGAGCGAACAAGCUGGAACUAGUUGGAGUGGUACAUCAACGUUUGGUGAACAACUAUAUAUUGAAAAUCCUGAUGAACCAUCGACAUCUACCGGAUUACGAAGCAAGAUUGAAAGUGAUGACGAAACGCUUCCAAAAAUUUUAGAACGACCAAUCUUUAAGCAAGAAGAUAGUGCAACGAUUCAUAAGCCAAAAUUAUCUAGUUUAUAUGGCAUUCAUAAAAAACCGCGUCCAAGCAAAGAUUCUGAUAAUACAGAUCUUGCUGAAUCAUCAAUUCGUAAAGGUGCACGUCCGAAGCAAAUGGUUAAACAAACGAAAAGUGAGAAAGCAUCAUCAAGUGUAGAAAGAGAAACAAAGUUAAAAAAUGAAAAAGCUAAAGAUACUCGUGGUCAACGUGUAAUUUCUAAAUUAGAAAGAAUUCCUGAAAAUCAACCACUUAUUCUGAAUGCGCCACCAUCAAAGCGUGAUCGUUCGCAACGAGCACGUGAACGACUUCGAAAGAAAUUUGAGGAAGGAUAUAAUAUAUCAUCAUCAAAAACAAGAAAUAAAUAG
Cercopithifilaria johnstoni is the source of this 1002-nucleotide messenger RNA. The record is from the annotation of a GenBank genome assembly. Lineage: Eukaryota; Metazoa; Nematoda; Chromadorea; Rhabditida; Onchocercidae.